Messenger RNA from Botrytis porri, 2286 nucleotides. RefSeq lists its product as uncharacterized. Gene Ontology annotation, cellular component: membrane. NCBI's taxonomy places the organism in Eukaryota, Fungi, Ascomycota, Leotiomycetes, Helotiales, Sclerotiniaceae. The record is from RefSeq and is a predicted model, not a curated record. The coding region runs from base 1 to 2286 and encodes 761 amino acids. Gene Ontology annotation, molecular function: DNA polymerase processivity factor activity; carbohydrate:proton symporter activity; DNA binding. Gene Ontology annotation, biological process: transmembrane transport; regulation of DNA replication; carbohydrate transport. The transcript is spliced from 10 exons.
AUGGCUUCUUCAGCUUUGCCCGACAUAAGUGAGAAGGUCAUGGACUCUGCAUAUUCGAAUACACCAAACGGCCUAGAAGAGAAUAUGGAUGCUCGUUAUCGUCCCUAUGUUCAAAGCGGAUUUGGAGGCAUUAUCGCUUCGCCUUACGUUGCUGGGGCCGCCGUUUUGAGCACGGUUGGCGGACUUCUGUUCGGGUAUGACCAAGGCGUAGUCUCCGUCGUUCUUGUCAUGGACAGCUUCGUUCUGGACUUUCCUCGUAUAGGCCCCCAUUCUAGCGGAUUUUGGAAGGGUAUUUUGACGGCUAUGAUCGAGCUUGGGGCAUUCUUCGGUGCUUUGAAUCAGGGUUGGAUUGCGGACAGAUACUCGAGGAAAUACUCUAUAAUAAUCGCUGUGAUCAUAUUCCUCUUUGGCAGCAUUUUACAAACUGUGGCUGUCAACUUCAACAUGCUCAUUGUUGCCAGACUAGUGGGAGGCAUCGGUAUUGGGAUGCUAUCAAUGGUUACGCCCAUGUAUAUCUCGGAAAUCGCUCCACCGGAGAUUCGUGGUGUAUUACUCGUCAUGGAGGAGCUUUCGAUUGUUGUAGGUAUCGUCGUCGCUUUCUGGAUAACCUUCGGCACAAGAUAUCUAGGUGGCGAGUGGGGCUGGCGCCUUCCUUUCUUUAUACAAAUCGUUCCUGCCUUAUUCUUGGGGGCUGGGGUGUACUUCCUUCCUUUUUCGCCAAGAUGGCUUUCUUCUAAAGGUCGCGAUGAGGAGGCUCUAAAAGUCCUUUCGACGCUGAGACAAUUGCCCGAUACUGAUCCAAGGAUUCAGGAAGAAGCACGUCAUAUACGUGACGAAGCGUCGCAUAUUCGAGAAAUUCACCUACAAAAACACGAAAAACUUAUGAAUUCAUCAAUAAAGCUCGAGCUAGCUUUGUGGAGAGAUUGCUUUGCGUCGGAUUCUAUUAAACGUACACACGUUGGUAUACUUAUGAUGUUCUUCCAACAAUUCGUCGGUAUAAAUGCCUUAAUUUACUAUUCUCCCACUCUGUUUGCUAGAAUGGGCCUGGGGUCGGAAAUGCAACUUAUAAUGUCGGGCGUUCUAAAUAUUUGCCAGCUUGUUGGUGUAGUCUCUAGUCUGUUUACGAUGGAUCGAUAUGGAAGAAGGCCCUUAUUGAUGAUAGGCUCGCUUUUUAUGACUAUUAGCCAUGUUAUGAUAGCCAUAAUGGUCUGUCUGUUUUCCUAUAACUGGCACGCCCACCAAGCAGCUGCCUGGGUUAGUGUAGCAUUUCUGCUCUUCUAUAUGGUGGCCUUUGGAGCAUCCUGGGGUCCUGUUCCUUGGGCAAUGCCAUCAGAGAUCUUCCGAAGCGAUCUUCGUGCAAAAGGCGUCGCUCUAAGCACCUGCUCUAAUUGGCUGAACAAUUUCAUCAUUGGUCUGAUCACGCCGCCGCUAGUAGUAUAUACGAAUUGGGGAGCAUAUGUUUUUUUCGGGGGUUUUUGUGCGCUAUCUGACUUCAAUACCGUCAAGAUGUUAGAAGCCCGCCUCGAACAAGCAGACCUCCUCAAGAAGGUUGUCGACGCCAUCAAAGAUCUCGUUCAAGACUGCAACUUCGACUGCAAUGAUUCAGGAAUUGCGCUCCAAGCUAUGGAUAACUCGCACGUUGCGCUCGUAUCGAUGAUGCUAAAGGCUGAAGGAUUUUCUCCUUACCGAUGUGACCGUAAUGUCGCCCUUGGUGUCAAUCUCACUUCUCUCACAAAGGUUCUGCGAGCUGCACAAAACGAGGAUAUUCUCACCAUCAAGGCCGAGGAUGCACCAGAUGUUUUGAACUUGGUAUUUGAGAGCAGUGAAAGCGAUCGAUUGAGCGAAUAUGAUUUAAAGUUGAUGGAUAUCGAUCAAGAACAUUUGGGUAUCCCUGAUACAGAAUAUGCGGCAGUCAUCAACAUGCCAAGUUCGGAGUUUAAGAGAAUCUGUGUCGAUCUUAUGGCUUUGUCCGAGUCUGUGUCAAUUGAGGCUUCAAAAGAUGGUGUUAAGUUCUCCUGUGCUGGUGACAUUGGCAAUGGUGCUGUCACCCUUCGCAGCCAUAGCAAUAUGGACAAGCCAGAUCUCAACGUCGAUAUCGAGCUUACCGAACCGGUCUCCUUGACCUUCUCCCUCAAAUACUUGGUCAACUUCUGCAAGGCUGCUGGUUUGUCUAAGUCUGUCAAACUUUGCUUAUCCAAUGAGGUUCCUCUCUUGGUGGAAUACCAGCUUGCCGGAAGCAGUUACUUGAGAUUUUACUUGGCACCAAAGAUUGGUGAUGACGAGUAG